UCAGCUUACAAGGAAGUCGAGUGCGCCGCCACUUGGUCCUUCUGCGCCAGCAGACCCCGAACCAGCAGCAAAUGGAUCACGAUGAGGCACCUCAGCCAGCACCGCGAACGUUCCUAAAGUCGCAGAUUGGAACCACCCACAGCAUACGUUCGGCGAAUCAUCCCACGGAGGAUUAUAAGCGGUGCCGAUUGUGCGCCGGUCAUCAUGCGCUCCGAGUGUGUCCAGCGUUCUUGGGCGUACAGCCACAGCAGCGCUUCUUACUGGCAAGGGCGCACAAGUACUGCACGAACUGCCUGGCGCUUUCGCAUCCGACCGCCCAGUGCACGUCCACUACCACCUGCCGCACUUGCUCCCUACAGCAUCAUACACUACUGCACCGGAAUGGUAUACCGGCAGCCCGCCGCACGAGGGCGAACUCCGUAGUGCCGCCCCCCAAACGCCUCGACCAGACAAACAAAAACGCUCCCCAACGUGGGGGAUCAAGGCGUACAUCACCGCCCUACAACCACACCCGACACCAUCCCACCAGCGGGAACCGUAAAGUGCGCUUCACGAGGAAGGGAUUCCAAACCGCUGGCUAUCGUAGCAAGGCUACCAAAAUUUUGGUCCACGAGGCAAUGAGGGCUCUACGGGAGCUGAAGGAUGCACUAGCCGCCUAACGCGGCCAGGGCCGGGAGGAUGGCUACGCGAGCACUGCAACACUUAUAUUUAAUUAACA
Rhagoletis pomonella (apple maggot) is the source of this 718-nucleotide messenger RNA. RefSeq lists its product as uncharacterized. The record is from RefSeq and is a predicted model, not a curated record. The transcript is spliced from 2 exons. The coding region runs from base 72 to 659 and encodes 195 amino acids. Lineage: Eukaryota; Metazoa; Arthropoda; Insecta; Diptera; Tephritidae.